UGCAAUAACAGUAAAAGUUGUUUGUUCAUUCCAAAUGUCAAAUAUGUAAGUGCACCCCGUGAUACGCUCAUGUGAAUAAUUGGUUUGUCCCAUCGCUGUAGUGUUCCUUCCUGGUUAGACAGGCACUUACUUGCGACGGGGAUGUAGCAAGCUUGGAGCUGUUGGUCCUGACAGGAGGAGGAGGUAGCGCCAGAGUUGACUGCAACGAAUUAUGCGAAGAGAUGUAGGUUACUCCUCACAGGAAAUCGGUGUCGAUUAGAAAAAUCUAACAGAACUGUUGCAAACACCCGGAGCGACGCGGCAUUCAAUGGAGCAAACGGGACAAAGUGAAACCCUGUAGUCUCAUCGCAAGUAUCUUCACCGCGGCGGAAAGGAAAAUAUGUCAUCCACAGAGAACCUAUGAAGUUUUCGGAUUUUAUAUACAUAAAUUGAAUAAGAACUGCUUUGCAAUUCUUCCUAAACAUUUAUUUUUCAAGCAAACCAAACUGUCAGCCAUUCCUGUAUUAAGUAGCCUAUCCUAUUUUCCACUAGAUAAUUAGUAUAUGAAUUAGCAUUAGCCUGUACGCAAGCAGAUCUUUUACUUACGAGAUGGCUUGUAGUCUGAAAGACGAACUUCUGUGUUCUAUUUGCCUGAGUAUUUAUCAAGAUCCAGUUAGUUUCGGCUGCGAACAUUAUUUCUGCCGAAAAUGCAUCACGGAACACUGGAGCCGACAAGAGCACCAUGGGGCGCGGGACUGUCCGGAAUGCCGAAGAACAUUCGCCGACCCGCUGCUGUCUCCUAGCCUCAAGCUGUCCAACAUCGUGGAGAGGUAUUCCGCCUUCCCGCUGGAUGCCAUUCUCAACGCUCAGAGGAACUCUUAUCCGUGUAAGGACCACGAGAAAGUGAAGCUUUUCUGUCUCAGCGACAAGAGCUUGGUCUGUUUCUUCUGCGACGAACCAGCACUGCACGAGCAGCAUCAAGUGACCACCAUUGAUGAAGCAUUCGAAGAAAUCCAGAGGGAGAUGAAGGAGCAGCUGGCCACCCUGCAGGACAGUGAAGUGGGGCACACUGAGGCUCUGAAGCUGCUCCAGAGGCAGCUCACCGAAACCAAGUCCUCUGCGAAGAGCCUGCGGGCGACGAUCGGCGAGGCGUUCGAGCGGCUGCACCGCUUCCUGCGGGAGCGGCAGAAGAGCAUGCUGGAGGAGCUGGAGGCGGACACGGCGCGCACGCUCUCCGACAUCGAGCACAAGAUCCAGCGCUACAGCCAGCAGCUGCGCGACGUCAAGGAGGGCAUCCAGAUCCUGCAGGAGCGCCUCAACGACACCGACCGGCACGGCUUCCUGGAGGGCGUGGCCCUCACCUCCGAGAGAAUUAAAGGGAAGAUCCACGAAACCAACCUCACGUACGAAGAUUUCCCGACAUCGAAGUACAUGGGACCCCUGCAGUACACAAUAUGGAAGUCUCUCUUCCAGGAUAUCUCACCAGUGCCGGCCGCCCUGACGCUGGACCCCAUCACGGCGCACCAGAGGCUCAUCCUGUCGGACGACUGCACCAUCGUGGCGUACGGGAACCUGCACCCCCAGCCGCUGCAGGACUCGCCGCGCCGCUUCGACGUGGAGGUGUCAGUGCUGGGGGCCGAGGGCUUCGGGUCGGGCGCCCACUACUGGGAGGUGAUGGUGUCGGAGAAGACCCAGUGGAUGAUCGGCGUGGCCAGCGAGGCGGUCGCCCGCAAGGGCAGCAUCCAGAUCCAGCCCAGCCGCGGCUUCUACUGCAUCGUCAUGCACGACGGCAACCAGUACAGCGCCUGCACCGAGCCCUGGACCCGCCUCAACGUCAAGAGCAAGCUGGAGAAGGUGGGCGUCUACCUGGACUACCCCAAGGGCCUGCUGGUCUUCUACAACGCGGAGGACAUGUCCUGGCUCUACACCUACAGGGAGAAGUUCCCGGCCAAGCUCUUCCCCUACUUCAGCCCGGGACAGAGCCACGCCAACGGCAAGAACGUGCAGCCGCUGAGGAUCAACACGGUCCGCCUGUGAGCGGCGGGGGGGCAUGGGUGGGGAGGGAGGGGGGGUGGGGGGUGGGUGGGGCGCUAGCUAUACGGUCAUAUAAUCUAUGGGAUCUGUGCCUCGUAAUAGACAAAACCUAAAAUUGAUGUCACAAUCUAAACUGCGCAAAAGAGAAAAAAAACAGGAAAUCUUUUCUUUCAGUGCUACUAAGAGAUUGAUUUAUUCUUUUUGCAGUGUAAGGCUAGCAAGGUGUGCUGGACUCGGCUGCCUUGAAUGUGUGAAAUCCUGGCUGUUCUGGUUAGCACUGUGGUCCCCAUGCCCUGUGUGAGUUACACAUCAGACACUGUGGUCUCCAGGGCCCCGUGUGAGUUAUACCCCAGCGCUGUGUUCCCCAGGCCCUGUGUGAGUUAUACCCCAGCGCUGUGUUCCCCAGGCCCUGUGUGAGUUAUGCUUCAGUGCUGUGGUCCCCGUGCCCUGUGUGUCCCCAUGCCCACUGUGGUCCCCAGGGCACUAUUUAACUGACGGGACCCCUGCAGAACUUUAUCUGAAGCUGGUUAUUUCAGCCUGCCUCUUGUUGGCAGACGGUGUUGUGCAUUGUCAGUGAUUAUUGGGUGGACCUUGAAUUUGAACUCGCAAGCAUUUCAGGGGAAAAUGGUGUUUAACCACGGUGCCAAGCUGGGCCCUGUCAUGGAAAAGUGCUCCUUGUGUCGAUGUAGUGACUUAAGAGGACAGUGGAGAGAAGUAUAUAAGAAAAAUUGCUGCUUUCAGAAAGAGAGAUGUUCUUGCUUCGCUCAGACACAAGUGGUUGAGAAGUAGUGGCUGCUGUUGGCAUCCAGGGGGCUAAAUGUCCUGUCUUUUGCACUUGUCCUCAGCGAGUCAGUUCAUGAAAGGGUAUAGCUACUGACUCUCAUUAUCCAAUAAGCUUCUCUCUCCUAGGCAGUAAUCAACGAUUGGUUCAGUCAAGUUGCUGAUAACACAUGGUGAGUCUGCCUUUAUCUGGGCUUCAGGAAGUCUUCUUUGCAUCACUGCUGGUCAUGUCAUGUCUUUGUGUGUGUGGUUUUAAGGGAGUGAAAGCCAGUGUCUGGAUGUCCUUAUUAUGUGCUGCUACGGGGGCUGAGGUUUCUUGUUCAAAUAUUACAUGUAUUCAUAAAAAAAUUUUAAGAGGUGCAUCAAUUUUUUUACUUAACCAUUUAUUACUCUUUCUUUCAAUGUUUGUCAAUCAUUUCAAUGGAAUUUUGUGCUUUCUCUUCUUGACACUUGUAUGACAGUGUCUAAUUUAUACUGAAUCUCAUAAGAUUUACUCCCACUGUGGCUCAUAUAGAUUUAUAGUUCUGUGGCCUCUAGGCAUUGUUCAAAUUUUGAUCUAUUCCAGAUACUUUCCCUUGCAUGUAGCCUAAUGCUAUCGGUGUUGAUGCAAGUUGCCAGAGCAUUCAUGAGGCUGUGCUCAGCAUCCUGAAAACCAGGGAGUAUGAACAGAAACGGUUUGUCAUUGCUAUAAGGACAUGGUUACCUUUCAGUCUAAUUAAUGAGACCACUCUGGGUACAUCUCCCACUAAUUAAAGACAUUAUUCUUUCCCUGUUCCCAUCUUCAUUUAAAAUGCAUUGCAGGUUCUGCCACCUCAAAAGAUUAUGCCAAAUAAAUGUAUGUCAUUUUGUAUUCUUAUCUAAAUCUUUGCCACAUACUGCCCCCCCUCCCUGCCCAUAUUCCACUUAAUCAAUCUCUUGUCGAUUAAAGAAAAUAAUUUUAGGAAAUUCUCCAUUAACAUCAUGUUUUAAGUUUAGGUACUUUAUUUCCAUUCAGUAAAAUUCAAAAUAAAAAGUUUGUUACUGGGAGUUUUGAAAAAGAUCCUUUGUCAGCUUUAUGGUUGGGUAAGUUCUGUCUGCAAUAUGCCUCACUCUUGAAAGGGGAAGUGAUAAUCUACCAAAAAUAUAUCAGUCAUCAUUCUUGUAGUGAGCCUGUCGGGCGCUCCACAGUUUAAUCUUGUGUGUGUGUCUGUGUGUGUGUGUGUGUGUGGUUUUGUGUAGUGAAUUCUAAGGGCUGUCAUUUCCAUUUAGCAUAUUGGAGCUGGCUGCCACACUCUGCCAAAAGAGAUACAGAGAAACAGCACACCUCCUCUUGCCUAUCAGUCCGUAUAACAGUGUGUCAGUUUCCCGUUUUGAAAAAGGCGAAGCCGGCUGUGUCAUCGAUGUUAGUUGUUAUACUUCCUUGCAGUGCUCGGUUUUUCAGCCAGAGAGGUUCUGUUUCUGUCUCUUCCCUUUCUGGCUCGGACAUAUCACUACACGCGUGUGAACUUUGCCCUCUGGUGUGGCAGGAGGCUAAUGAAAAUGUUCAAUUUUAAUGUACAAAUAAAAUUAUUGUAAAACUU
This is a messenger RNA of Anguilla rostrata (American eel), 4352 nucleotides long. Its product is annotated as E3 ubiquitin-protein ligase TRIM62. Gene Ontology annotation, molecular function: zinc ion binding; ubiquitin protein ligase activity; protein binding. Bases 589 to 2016 code for a protein of 475 amino acids. Lineage: Eukaryota; Metazoa; Chordata; Actinopteri; Anguilliformes; Anguillidae. The transcript is spliced from 7 exons. The record is from RefSeq and is a predicted model, not a curated record. Gene Ontology annotation, cellular component: cytoplasm. Gene Ontology annotation, biological process: positive regulation of canonical NF-kappaB signal transduction; protein ubiquitination; innate immune response.